This is a messenger RNA of Zalophus californianus (California sea lion), 5076 nucleotides long. RefSeq names its product X-C motif chemokine receptor 1 (gene XCR1). The coding region runs from base 140 to 1135 and encodes 331 amino acids. The record is from RefSeq and is a predicted model, not a curated record. Gene Ontology annotation, biological process: G protein-coupled receptor signaling pathway; chemotaxis; immune response. Gene Ontology annotation, cellular component: membrane. Gene Ontology annotation, molecular function: chemokine receptor activity. The transcript has 2 exons. NCBI's taxonomy places the organism in Eukaryota, Metazoa, Chordata, Mammalia, Carnivora, Otariidae.
GUCUCCCCUUGCCGUCCUCUAGCCUUCCGGGCAGGGCAGGUGUUUCAGUUUCUUGGAGUGCAAUAUGCAACAGAGAAGUACCAUUUCUGCCUCGAGACGCAUGUGAAGAGGUGUAGAUCUAGAUGCUCUCCAUGUCUAGAUGGAGCCCUCAGGCACCCCAGAGUCCACCACCUCUUUUGAUUAUGAUUAUCAGAGCUUUCUGUGUGAGAGCAAGACCUUCACCUUUGCCACCUUCAGCACCACCAUCCUGUACUUCCUGGUGUUCCUCCUCAGCCUAGUGGGCAACAGCCUGGUGUUGUGGGUCCUGGUGAAGUAUGAGAGCCUGGAAUCCCUCACCAAUGUCUUCAUCCUCAACCUGUGCCUCUCAGAUCUGGCAUUCUCCUGCUUGUUGCCGGUGUGGAUCAUGGGGUACCACUGGGGCUGGGUGCUGGGGGACUUCCUCUGCAAGCUCCUCAACAUGAUCUUCUCCAUCAGCCUCUACAGCAGCAUCUUCUUCCUGACCAUCAUGACCAUCCACCGCUACCUGUCGGUGGUGAGGCCCCUCUCGUCCCUGCGUGUCCACACCCUCCAGUGCCGUGUGCUGGUGACCACGGCCGUGUGGGCAACAAGCACCCUGUACUCCAUCCCUGACGCUGUCUUCCACAAAGUGUUUUCUUCAGGCUGUGACUACUCAGAAAGCAAGUGGUUCCUAGCCUCGGUCUACCAGCACAACGUCUUCUUCCUGCUCUCCAUCGGGAUUAUCCUGUUCUGCUAUGUGGAGAUUCUCAAGACCCUGUUCCAUGGACGGUCCAAACGGCGCCCCCGGACAGUCAGGCUCAUCUUCACCAUCGUGGCAGCCUACUUCCUCAGCUGGGCGCCCUACAACCUGGUCCUGUUUCUGCAGACACUGCUGAAACUCAGGGUGAUCCAGAGCUGCGAGCUCAGCCAGCAGCUGGAUUAUGCCUUGCUCAUCUGCCGCAAUGUUGCCUUCUCCCACUGCUGCUUCAACCCAGUGCUCUAUGUUUUUGUUGGGGUCAAAUUCCGCAGACAUCUCAAAAGUCUGCUCCAGCACUUCUGGCUCUGUGGGCCGCAGGCAGCCAACAUUCCCCAUCACCCCACAGGCACCUUCAAUUAUGAGGGUGCCUCCUUCUAUUGAAAGGGAGUUUGGUGGUGCCAAUGGAAGUGGACAGAGCUGCUGGAGUGGGAGCAGGGAGAAGUGGGGCAGAAAGGAGCAUCAUGGAGGGCAUGCUGGGGAAUGCCAUGGCCAUUGGGGAUAGGGGUGAAAGAAAUACCUUCCACCAGCAGGUCCUCCAUGUCUCCUCUUCUGCAGACAGUGGCUCCCAUCUGGAAACUUUAUAGUGCCAUCCAGAAAAACAUUUCUUGGAUGCUGAGUUCAUCAUUCAUUCCUUCAUUAAUUCAUUCAUUUAGACAUUGCUUAGUCCAGAAGCCUCCAAAACUUGGAAGGAUUCCCAGAAAGGAGGAUCUUCCAAGACUUUCUGAGGGUCUGAGACUCAAUGUGUUUGCUAAUUGUGCAGAUGCAGGUUGAUAGUAGAUGGUCUGUCCCCUGCCUGCCUGGAGGGUUGUGCCAGCUGACUUUGGAGGGGUUGGCUCUGCACUCCUCAGCGACUGCUGGGUGAGACUGUUCUGCCAGGUCAAGGUAAGCACAUCCUCAAAUAAGCAAGUCAGAAUGCAAUCUGGAUCCUGAAAACCCACAACUAGAUGGGAGACAUGUUCCGUGUCAUAGCUCCAGUGUCUGCCACAUGAAUUAGUACCUGAAUAUUCAGUCCAUAAACAAUCUUUUGUGGAAAGAAUGAAUGCAAUAAGCACCACCUUCUGCAUGAAGCAUUUGUUUGUAGGACAUAAAGGUAACGAGAUACCGUCACGACCGUCUAGGUACCAACAGUCCAGCUCUGAAGGUCCAGAUAAGUUAACACCGACCUUGGCCAAGGCAUCCAGGGUGAAGAUUCCUGCAACAUCUCAUCUUCUCUGGAUGGAUAUUGAGCUGAUACUUUAAAUUCAUCACUUUCCACCUAAAAUGUUCUCCACCUGCUUGGUUGACAGCACCAGCUUCCCCCAGCCACCAACACUCCAAACCUGAGUCAUCUCUGAGUCCUGCAUUUCCCUUUCUUCCACUCCCACAGCAAAGUCUUAUUGACUCUGCCUUCCCCGUGUCCCUCAGAGUUGUUCUUGCCUAUAUUCAUUGCAUGCCCAUGAUUCCAUCCCCAAAUGACCUCACUUCCUCAGCAUCCUCCUGCUGCUCAUCCCUUUCCCCACCAAGUGUCCUCUGAAUGGACACCAGGGUGCUUCAGAACCCUUAGUGGCUCCUCAUAAUAUGCAAAUAAAGCCCAAACACCUCAGCAAGUCUCUCAGGGCCCCUGCAAUCUGGUGCCAAUGAACUUUUCCACUGUUAUUCCACCUUCUGCCAUCACCCCCGUGCAGCUCAGGAUCCAACCACAAAAGACCACACCCUUCUCCCAUCCUUCCAGACACCCUUCCCCCAGUCUCCUCUGGGCCCCCAUCAUGCGGUCACCGGGGCCUGGAACACUUGUCCUUCUACUCUACUACCUACAAGCCCCAGCUGAAAGUCCAGCUCCUCAGGAAGCCCUCCCCUAUCUGAAAAUCAGAAGAGCACUCUCUGGCGUGCUGUGGUACUCUGCUUCUCCCCUCUAAAAUAGUAUUUGUCACUCUCCACCAUGUGUCAUAGUUACACUUGUUCCUGUCUUAUUUUCCUGCCCCCCUCAGACUGCAGAGUUCCUGAGGGCAGGAACCUGGUCUUGCACCCUGCCAAGCUUGGGUCCUAGUGUUCUAUCACUAUGUAGUGAGUGGGAGCAAAGAAUGACAACUGUCACUAUUCUUCUAAUUUAUGCAUUUUGGGGACCCAUGCCUAGGGAACACAGUCUACCUUUCUUGCCCGAGGCUGCUAGUUUAUAGAUAUUAACCUUUCUUCCCUAGUCUACGCUCUCAGAGCACCUUGCUUAUCCCUCUCUGUGGCAAUGGCUAUACUUGACCUUGCUUUUUAGUUAGCGGUACACAUGCCUGCCUCUCACACUGUCCCAUAGUGUCACAUCCAAGGACAGAGAUAAAACCCAUCUUUGAAAUUUUCCCAUACCACACAGACCUGGUCCCAAUCUGAUUUAGCUCUGAAGUGGGGCCAUUGUGAUUCUGACCUGCACCCCAGCUAGGUAUAUUUGACUGUAAGUCCUUGAAAAUGAGAAUUCCAGAGUAUUCCCCAUUCCCUUGAGCAGGACUUUGCACGCAGUAGGCACUCAAUAUAUGCCUGUUGAAUAAAGUAGCUACUAUUACAGCCCUCAGCUGGAGCCUAGAGAGCAUGUAAAGCAUUCACCCCUUCAGCUCCAGCUAUGGUUUCAAUGAUGCAUUUGCAAUUGGGUGGCCAGCUUUAGAGGAAUUUUAUCUGGCUGGGGAACACUGAAGGUCUAAUUUUAAAAAUUAGGCCAGUAGCACCUGUUGGAGUGGACUGGAUGGUGUACCAGUGAAGGGAUAAAGCCCUCAUGGACUUGCCAACUAAUCACUCAGCACGGAUAGAAGAGACAGCAAAAGGAAAGAGACAAUGAGGUAGUUGUGGGCUCAGAGCUAAGCCUAUGGGCUUCUGAUCAGGGUAAUCAUUCAGUGCCCUUUUCAAACUUAAUACUCUUAAAGUUUCAUUCAACUUUUAUUCAGAGGGCCGGCUGAGCCCAGGGAGGAGAAGGGCAGAGGACCUGAGCUCCAAAACCAAAGCAGUGUUGUCUUAACCCCACUCUUCCUAGAAGGCAGGCUUUGGGGUCUUGCAUUACUACAGAGCAUGCCUUUUGAGAGGUUCACUUCAUCAUCUCAUCCCAUCCCAUUCCUUCACAUCCAAAGAUGCUUCGCUAUUUCUUUCAACACAUUCAGCCAUACCCCCGAGAGCAUGUCACUAAAUACAAUCAUAUCCAUCUCCUUACAUUUCUAGUGAUGUUUUGUCAUCCCCAAGGGUUGAGAGUGGAGCGUCUUCUCCUAAUCUAGUUCCUUGGGAAUCCAAGGGCGGAGGCCAGAGAAGCAGAGGUGUGAAUGGGAAGACAGAGGGGCAUCCUACCAGAGAGGGAGCCAUGGGCAAGAUAGCUGCAAAGCGCAGCCAAAGAGCUGCACACGAGUGGCCACUCUCUACAUACCUUGACCACACCCUUGUUGGCCACAACCUCCUGCUCUCCCCUCUCUCCACCCACAGAACCAUGGUUCCGCCUCAGCUAGACUCUUGUGGGCCUGUCCCUCCCCCUCUAGUCAAUCAAAGGUGACCUAGACACAGGAUUGCAGAUCUCCUGCCACUCCAGGCACAUAAAACAUCCACAGUGGUUCCUAGGGAAGAUGUCUUCACAGCAUUUCUACCUCCCCGCUCUCUCAGACAAAAUCAGGAAGGGAGGAACCUUGCUGGUCUCUGACUUGGAACUCCAAGCCCAGGGAAGCCCCAGAACCUCAGAUGACCCUGGCCAGAGUGGAAAUUCCUCAAGGGCACAAGGCUCCUGUUACAGCUCUCGAACCUCCCUCAGUGCCCCGCGGUGUUUGUGGUUGGUUGAGUAAGUGGAUAGGAGACCAUCUUUUUGGCUUUUUUCUACUCCUGUUUUUUUCUUUCCACACUUGCUUACAUUACAUCUUCCGGUCAACCCCAGGCACCGCCCAAUGGCUUCCCACGAACACUUCCCUAGACCCCAUCAGCCCAGACAUUGCCUGGUUUGCUGAACUUCUGACAGCUCUCAUUUGUGGAACCUACCUGUGACAGGACAAGGAGGCCCAUGAGUCUGGAAAAGCCCAGCAGAAGAUAUCCCAAAGUAGACUAUCUGAGAAGGCUCUCAGGAUCUGAGCCCUAGACCCAAACCCCAAAUCCAAGCUCCUUUACUGACUCACUGUGACCUUGGGCCUCUCAGACCCUCAGUGUCCUCAUCUGUAAAACCGUAUAAAUGCCAACAACACAAAGACAGACUCUACCCGCAUGAUGGAGGUGCACAUGAGGUCAUAUGCAUAAAAAGUACUUGCUUUGCCAAUGAUUCAACUCCAAAAAGGAAUUACUACUGCAAUCAUCUCUUAAAGACAGAAAGCAUCCUUGUAUCAUAUGCGCAAAUAAAAGAU